Molecule: messenger RNA, 1381 nt
Organism: Aspergillus caelatus
Lineage: Eukaryota; Fungi; Ascomycota; Eurotiomycetes; Eurotiales; Aspergillaceae
Product: inositol monophosphatase family protein
Exons: 4
Coding region: 330-1235 (301 amino acids)
Biological process (GO): signal transduction; phosphatidylinositol phosphate biosynthetic process; inositol metabolic process
Molecular function (GO): inositol monophosphate 1-phosphatase activity
Source: RefSeq, a predicted model, not a curated record
AGAAAAUAGUCCAAAAAGAGACCCUCUUAAAUGAGCCAGUAACUUUAAAUGGACCGCAUAUUAAAUGAUCAGUGUUCCUUGCUUCUGUCCUUCACCUAAUCCGUCCUAGAUACACAUACAGCACCGCACACGCACACGCACACAUCAGUACACUCGAGAGGGCGGCACCUUUGCCCUAAUUCUUCUAUACCUAUUAUCUAUAUUUAUUUGACUAUUACCCACAGCACUGGAACGAGCAAAUCUAAGUCAAGGGGAGAUACGCCCUUAUAUCCCUAUCUCUCCAUCUACAUAAUUUACACUUUGCAACCAAAACUGCUCCAUUCCAAGACAUGACGCCAGAAACAAGCAGGGCCGAUGGUGGCUUGCCCAAUCUGAAUCAUAUCCAUGAUUCCCUCAUUGAGAUAGCAUACAAAGCCGGAGAGAUCAUCAUGGGUGCUCUGCCCACUACGGAUGGUGUCGGAUCGAAGAAGAAUAGUGCGGAUCUUGUCACCCAAUAUGACCGUGCAGUUGAAGAAAUGAUAUCUACAGCGCUGAAGGACAAAUACCCAGAUUACCAGUUCCAUGGGGAAGAAACAUAUGACCCAGGUCAUUCCUUGACUACUGCUCCCACUUUUGUGAUUGAUCCCAUCGAUGGGACAAUUAAUUUCGUGCAUGGCUUCCCUCAUGCUUGUGUGUCUCUCGGGUUUGUCAUUGACCGGGUUCCCGUGGUUGGUAUCGUAUACAAUCCAUUCGAUAACACCCUUUAUUCUGCCAUUCGUGGCCAAGGGGCGUUUCUGAACCGCAGUGUCAAACUUCCACUCAAGGGAAUAGACCUUGAGCCACUGCAAGGCCUGGAAAACUCUCUCAUCGGUGUUGAAUGGGGUUCCGAUAGAAAGGGGAAGAAUUGGGAAACAAAGGUGCGAACCAUGGAGAAGCUCGGCCAAACUAAAGAUGAGGGCGGUGCAAUGGUUCGUUCGAUGCGUAGCAUGGGUUCGGCCGCACUCAACCUCUGUGCGGUGGCCGCUGGCACUCUUGACUUGUACUGGGAAGGCGGCUGUUGGGCGUGGGAUGUGUGCGCUGGCUGGGUUAUCCUCACUGAGGCCGGUGGUAUCAUGGUUGACGGUAAUCCCGGCGGGUGGCAGGCCGUCAUAGACGGAAGGGUCUACCUCGCUGUCAGAGCUUCUCCAAGCCAGAUUGGUCAAAGGGAGCUUGUUGAGGAAUUCUGGGGAAAUAUUCAAGGGAGGCUUGAGUAUUGACGUAUCCGGCGUACUGGCACAAGCCUACUAUCAAUACGGCUGGUCAAAGAUCAGGUCUUCACGUUUCAAAAAGAAAAGGUCAGGAAGAGAGCAGGAGAGGUGUGAGGGAGAAAGGUGAAGGUUCCCAGGCUGUGGGUUGAAAAACC